This is a messenger RNA of Symsagittifera roscoffensis, 800 nucleotides long. RefSeq names its product NADH dehydrogenase [ubiquinone] 1 beta subcomplex subunit 9-like. The record is from RefSeq and is a predicted model, not a curated record. Bases 15 to 605 code for a protein of 196 amino acids. Gene Ontology annotation, biological process: mitochondrial electron transport, NADH to ubiquinone. Lineage: Eukaryota; Metazoa; Xenacoelomorpha; Acoela; Convolutidae. The transcript has 3 exons.
AUUAGCAUGUUGUGAUGGCACUGAGUCACUAUGCGAAGAAGUUUGCAGUGCCAACGAUAGCACACGCUCCCUCCUAUCCAGUACAGGCAGUGAGCCACAGGGAGAGAAUCUGCAGACUAUAUAAGCGCCUGUAUAGAAUGAAGGAAGCACAGCAGAGUCUUACCACCAGACCCAACUUCCUUAUUUGGAGGACUCUCCUCAGGCAUCAGUUCGAUGUCAAUAAGGACAUCAAAGACGAAAGAGAAGUUAGCCGAUUGGUGGAGUUUGCCGAACAGGAGCUGAAACGUCUGCACGUGGACUUUGUGUACAAGUUCCCCGACUCGCCCGGAGGAGUGUGUUGGGACAGGUACGACCACUACCCCAGGGAGGAACACUUGGAGGGGUGGAGUGACAUGGAGAAGGCUCAGUUCCCUGACUACUUUGCCAAACGCCAGCAGAGACUCAUUGAACAGCGCGAGUGGGCCAAGGGGAAAAUGAAAGAGUAUGACUCAUACUUUGAACAGUGGAAGAAAGAGAACCCUGAUCUCUACCAAGACUACAAGUGGAUGUUCGAACCAGAGAAGCGAUACGUCACAGACCACUACCACCUCGAGGACCACUACUGAGGUGUGUGAGGUCAUCCCAGUAGUAUAUGAUGACAUCAUCUGAUAGUGACAUUGUGAAGUCACUAUACUUGGGAUGCCAUAACACAAAAACCGCAAAGGAACUUUGAAUAAAUUGAACUGAACUAGACUUAGAACUUAACCUGGUUUAUAUUUUAAUGCAUAGUAGAAAAAAAAAUAAUUGACAAGUCUAUAUGG